AAGAAUUCAUUAAGGGAGUCGGAGGCCCAAAAGAGAGAAUAAAUAGUAGAUAGGACGAAAAGUAUACAGAAUGCUGAACUCUGAAGACGAUCGAAGCAGAGGCAAGGAAACACAGUCGCAGCCGAGCUAGGAGAAGACACAACCAGAAGGCUGAACUCUGGAGACGAUCGACGCAGAGGCAAGGAAACACAGACACGGCAGAGCUAGGAGAAGAUACAACAAAGCUGGAAAAUCGCACAGCAGAACACUAACAUCUUAUGAAAUCUUCGAGAUAUAUUGUCACAGAUUUAUAUACCAGAAAGGAAGAGGAUGCUGAUAGGUAUCUAGCUCAUAAAAUUAUGCAGAACAAGCAGUGCAAUUUAUUUGGUCGAGCAGUUGAUGAAUAUGAUUUUGAAGAUGGCCCAAAGAAAAAGUCCCGGAAGAAAGGGAGAGAUGACGAUCACAAAGUUUAUGGGAAGAACAUUUUUGCAAAGCGCAUCUUGACUCAGCAAGAACGCUGUAUCUUUUGCUUUGAGAACCCGAAUCGACCAAAACAUCUUGUUGUAUCCAUAGCAAAUUUCUCUUAUUUGAUAUUGCCGAAAUACCAACCCCUUGUGCCAGGACAUUGCUGCAUCUUAACAUUGCAGCAUGAGUCAGCCACGAGGACUGUUGAUGAUAACAUAUGUGAAAUUCGCAACUUCAAGAAAUGCCUCAUAAAGAUGUUCGCAAAGCAAGAAAAGGAUUUGGUGUUCAUUGAAACAGUGAUGGGAUUGGCUCAGCAACGUUGUCAUUGUAUGAUUGAGUGCAUUCCAUUGCCUAGAGAAAUUGCAAAACAGGCCCCACUUCAUUUUAAAAAGGCAAUUGAUGAAGCUGAAGAUGAGUGGAGCCAGCAUGAUGCAAAGAAGCUCAUUGAUACAAGUGUGAAGGGUUUGCGUGGUUCAAUCCCCAAAAAUUUUCCAUACUUCCACGUGGAAUUUGGUUUCAAAAGCAGCUUUGGCCUUAACAUUGUAAGAGGCAUGCUACGAUUGCCAGUGGAAGACAUGUACCGUCGACACGAGACAAUUGAGGCUCAAAAGCAAGCUGUUGCAAAAUUUGCUCAAGAAUGGGAGCCUUUCGAUUGGACGAAACAACUCGACUAAGUGAUCUGGGGCUAUUGUACAUUCAAAUUUCUAAAGGUGGGAUCAAUUGAGAGCAGAGAUCAGUGGGUUGGUCCGGAAAGAAUUAGUGAGGAAGUUGAAGGAGUUGGCAUCAACCAUGCAUCAUACAUACAGGAGCACAUAUGUGGUAUGAUUGAUAUGGGUUGAGUCUGUAUACUUGGGAGGUUACCAUAUUUUAAGCCCGAAUCAUGUCUAAUUGUAGAGCAUAAUCUGUUGUCUUUGUUAUGUUUAUUACAGAACAAGAUUCUCAUUCUCCUAUGUGGAAUCAGGGCAUGAGCUAGGGACUUGAGCUUGUAUUUGCUUUCAUCAUUUUCCCCCCUCCUUAGAAGUCUAUUAUCUUGAAAUAAAGAUCUCAGUAUCCAAUUCCUCAA
Messenger RNA from Tripterygium wilfordii, 1507 nucleotides. Its product is annotated as CWF19-like protein 2. Gene Ontology annotation, biological process: mRNA splicing, via spliceosome. The record is from RefSeq and is a predicted model, not a curated record. Lineage: Eukaryota; Viridiplantae; Streptophyta; Magnoliopsida; Celastrales; Celastraceae. Gene Ontology annotation, cellular component: post-mRNA release spliceosomal complex.